Molecule: messenger RNA, 1265 nt
Organism: Aphanomyces astaci
Lineage: Eukaryota; Oomycota; Saprolegniomycetes; Saprolegniales; Verrucalvaceae
Product: 4-hydroxybenzoate polyprenyl transferase, variant 2
Exons: 4
Coding region: 412-1212 (266 amino acids)
Biological process (GO): ubiquinone biosynthetic process
Cellular component (GO): mitochondrial inner membrane
Molecular function (GO): prenyltransferase activity
Source: RefSeq, a predicted model, not a curated record
GUGUAUGCUGUAACUGCAUUACGAGGAAUUAAAUAGUGUGGAUUAUUUGGAUGGACCAAUCGUAAGAUCGCAUUUCCACAUCAUGGUGCGUGUAUGGACGUCGCCGCUGGUCCAAGGCCUGGCGUUAGCGCGUCGCCGCUACUACGCCCACGCACGAUACCUCAUUCCUCGUGUGCAUGACGUGCAUGUCCACCAUCGCAUCUUCAGCACUUCCAGCGACCACCGUCCGCCUCAGUUGCACUCCGAGCCAAAUCCGUUUGCACUGGAGAAGCACACGUGGGCUGAAAAGCACGCGCCGAAGUGGAUGGUGCCAUACAUUCAACUGUCGCGCAUCAAUCGACCUGCAGGUAUCCAUUCGAUACUCUUUAUAUCACCACUGACUGCUCGUUAUGGUGUUGUGCAGGCACGUACAUGCUUCUAUGGCCGUGCUUCUGGAGCACCGCGUUGGCCGCGCCGGUAGGAGCGUUGCCAGACCCGACGCUCCUCGCGCUCUUCGCCACGGGAAGCCUCAUCAUGCGCAGUGCCGGAUGCACGAUCAACGACAUGUGGGAUAAGGACUUUGACAAGCAAGUGGAGCGGACGAACCAGCGCCCGCUCGCGUCCGGCGCGCUCACGUACCGUCAAGCAUGGACGUUUCUGGGGGUGCAAUUGUCUGCGGGCUUGGCAGUGUUAUUGCAGUUGAACCCAUAUUCGAUUGGCUUGGGCGCGACAUCACUUGGGUUUGUUGUUGCGUAUCCGUAUAUGAAGCGCAUCACAUAUUGGCCGCAAGCGAUGCUAGGCCUCACGUUCAACUACGGUGCGUUGGUGGGAUGGGCAGCCGUGCACGGGAGCUGCGCGUGGUCGGUCGUGUUGCCACUUUACGCGGCGGGAGUUUCUUGGACGUUGGUGUACGACACACUGUAUGCGCACCAAGACAAGGUGGACGACAAGCGCGUGGGGAUCAAGUCGACAGCUUUGUUGUUUGGGGAUCAUACCCAGCCCAUCUUGAACGGAUUUGCCGCCGCGGCCGUCGCAGGUCUAGCGUCGGCGGGGUACAUGGCGGACCUAAGCGCUCCAUUUUACAUGGGUCUGGGUCUGUCGGGGCUGCAGCUGGCGUGGCAGGUCAACACGGCCAAGCUAGAUGACCCUGUGAACCUGCAGCAUCGAUUUGGGUCCAACAAGUGGUUUGGUGCGAUAGUGUUUGCGAGCAUCGUCGCAGGCAAAGUGCUGUGAUAGAGUUAACGUGACUUGUGGGUAUUUUACGACAUACGAUUGUGUUGGACGAC